Messenger RNA from Teleopsis dalmanni, 837 nucleotides. Its product is annotated as GATA zinc finger domain-containing protein 14. NCBI's taxonomy places the organism in Eukaryota, Metazoa, Arthropoda, Insecta, Diptera, Diopsidae. The record is from RefSeq and is a predicted model, not a curated record. The transcript has 2 exons. The coding region runs from base 1 to 837 and encodes 278 amino acids.
AUGAAAGUUCUUUUAGUAACAUUAUGUGUUUUAAUAAGCGCUAAAAUCUCAUUAACGGAUGAUAGUCUAGGGAAACCAACUGAAGCACCACUUUUAACGUCUACAGCUAAACCAUCAAAUUCAUUAAAAAUAGUCACAAAACCAACGAAAUCGGCAAUACUCAACAUAGAAAAUAAAUCUGAACACUCAAAUAAGGAGCCCGAAACUUCAACACAUGGAUCAAAUGUAAAGUCUUUAAAAGUAACAGGGUUAGUAACGAAUGAUGGUAAUAUAUAUGAUAUUGAGGGGAGCAAUGGUAUAGGCUUAAUUGAAUCCCGGCAGGCUCAAAAUGACGAUCAACAAACACACGUAUGCAAUUAUGGAACAGUAGUUAUAUACAGUGAUAUACCAUGCAACGAAGUGACAAACGUUGCAAUAGGAGAAGUGCAGGAAGAGACCUUGCAAGAAAACAAUGAAACGCAAUCCGAAAAAGAAACUAAUAACGAUUUGAAUUCGGAAAAUGAUUCUCCUGAUCGUUUUAACGAAUACGAUUCUGCAGAAGAAUUUCAACAAAGAAAACAAAAAAAACGUCCUGUCAAGAAUCGCAAGAGAAAUCAGUUCAGAAAUAGAAAUAAUAAAAAUCAAAACCGUAAGCGACAAAACUUCAAUCGUCCCAUAAAAAAACAGCAAAGCAACAGAAUACAACAAAAACAUCGAAAUCAAUUUCGUCGGCAACAAAAUUUAAAACGAAAUCGGAAUCGGAAUCAGUCACUACUACAGGAAAACAAUGUUCGAAAUGGACCAAAUCAGAAACGAAGAAGAAAUAAUCAAAACCGCUUUAACGACUCAAGAGAGUAA